This is a messenger RNA of Moneuplotes crassus, 739 nucleotides long. Lineage: Eukaryota; Ciliophora; Spirotrichea; Euplotida; Euplotidae. The record is from the annotation of a GenBank genome assembly.
UUCUAAAAUUUAAUAAAAUUAACUAAAAACACCAACCUCAAAAUGAACACCACCAAUGACUGGGAAACAAUUUCUUCAGACUCCCAACACGAUUCAAAAUCAGGCAUCUCUGCUUCAGAAUCCCUUGGAAAAAUGAUCGAAAUAGACUUUUCAAAAAUAAAAUCAGUAAUCCAGAACGACCAAGAUGACGAUUUCAAGCGCAUGAGGCUAAAACGUGCUGCUCAGACCAUAAAACUCGAAAAUUGCCCUGAAGAAGAGAAGACUGCAGCUGGCAGGAAGCUCAUCAAGUUCAUGCUUGAUGGAAAUGAGCAGGAAUAUGAGUGCAUCCUCAAUCCCAAAAUUGGCACUGCAAUGUACUUACAAAUCGGCAAAGAUACAAAGAAAUAUGUCGGCCAAAACACAAACCAGAUAUUAGUCACAAGGAAAAGUGUAGCUCAGAAUACAGUAUCUGGCUCUAAAAGAAAGGCAGAGGAUGCCUCUGGUUCAGCUUCUGCUUCGAAAAGAAUCAAGACUUCUUAUACUGCCCUAAAUAUUGCCUCACAAUCCAAUAGAGGCAUAGACCAAUACAAGAAGAUGUUGAAACCGCGAAGGUUGGAUAAACCGAGAAAAUCAGUAAAGAGAUAUACAAAGAUAGUGGUAAAGGCUCUUGCUGAUGAAGAGAUCUAAAGGUAGCCGAAUUAGAGUAGUGAGCCCUUUGUCUUGAAACUACCAAAAUAAAAGUUUGAUAGUCUUCAAUAAU